This is a messenger RNA of Anopheles coustani, 1671 nucleotides long. It is a transcript of the gene Ttc26, whose product is annotated as intraflagellar transport protein 56. Gene Ontology annotation, cellular component: ciliary basal body; intraciliary transport particle B; ciliary base. Gene Ontology annotation, molecular function: protein binding; intraciliary transport particle B binding. The record is from RefSeq and is a predicted model, not a curated record. Gene Ontology annotation, biological process: intraciliary anterograde transport; intraciliary transport involved in cilium assembly. The transcript has 3 exons. The coding region runs from base 1 to 1671 and encodes 556 amino acids. NCBI's taxonomy places the organism in Eukaryota, Metazoa, Arthropoda, Insecta, Diptera, Culicidae.
AUGGUAAGAAAUCGCAUACUUUCUCGCACAAAAUCGGAAUCCGCCAAAGGAAACCGCGGUUCGGCUGGAACGGGAAAUGCUCGCACCGUAACGAUUCCGUCGUUCGAGGAGUUCCUCCUCAAGCGUGACUACGUCGGUGCUAAUACGGUGCUUCAGCGUUCGAAAGACUACGAUGAGGUGCCGGAACAGCUCAAACAGCUGUGGACGGGAUUCUGCGAUUUCCAUAUCGGAGAGUACAAGCGAGCCCUGCAGCUAUAUGAGAAGCUGUAUGCCGCCGAUAACUCCCAGAAGGAGGUUGCGCUGAACAUUUGCGUCUGCAUGUUCUACCUCGGAAUGUACGAUGAGGCGCAAAAGCUCGUGGAGGAGUUGCCCCAAAGUCCACUGAAGAUAAGGCUGUUGUUCCAUCUGGCGCACAAGUUGAGCGACGAGGAUCGUCUGAUGGAGCUGCAUGGAUCCCUGCGAGAUGUGGUCGAGGACCAGCUUAGCCUGGCCGGGAUGCACUACCUUCGGUCCCACUACCAGGAGGCGAUCGACAUCUAUAAACGCGUGCUUCUCGACAACAAGGACCUGCUGGCUCUGAACGUGUACGUCGCGAUCUGCUACUACAAGCUGGACUACUACGACAUCUCACAGGAGGUGCUCGACCUGUAUUUGAACCAGUUCCCGGACAGCACGAUUGCCAUCAAUCUGAAGGCAUGCAAUCGCUUCCGGCUGUUCAAUGGAAGGGCGGCCGAGCAGGAAAUCAAACACCUAGUGGAGAGCGGUACGUUUGGAGCGGAUCUAAUCAAGCACAAUCUCGUGGUGUUUCGUAAUGGGGAAGGAGCGUUGCAGGUCCUCCCGCAACUGAUCGACAUUGUCCCAGAGGCACGCCUAAAUCUGGCCAUACAUCACCUUCGUCGAGGAGAGAUACAGGAAGCGUACCACCUGAUGAAGGAAGUGCAGCCCACCGUACCGCAAGAGUACAUCCUCAAAGGUGUGGUGCACGCCGCACUCGGCCAAGAAACGGGCUCCAAGGAACACCUCAAGAAUGCGCAGCAAUGUCUGCACCUUGUGGGAGGUUCUGCCUCCGAGUGCGACACUAUCCCGGGACGACAGAGCAUGGCGUCGGCUUUCUUCCUGUACGGCCAGUUCGAGGAGGUCCUCGUGUAUCUCAACUCAAUCCGCAGCUACUUCGUUAACGACGACAUCUUCAACUACAACUACGCCCAGGCGAAGGCCGCCACCGGGUACUACAAGGAGGCCGAAGAGUUGCUGCUCCAGAUCCACGACAUCUCCAUCAAAACGGAUAGCACGUUCGCGAUGGUGCUGGCCAAGUGUCACAUCCACGCCGGGCACGCGGAUCAAGCGUGGAACAUUUUCCUAACCAAGGACUCCACGCCGGACGCAUUUGCCCUGCUCCAGCUGAUCGCCAACGACAGUUACCGUGUUGGAGAGUUUUGGAUCGCCGCGAAGGCUUUCGAUACGCUCGAGAAGCUCGAUCCCAAUCCGGAAUACUGGGAAGGGAAACGGGGCGCCUGUGCCGGAGCGGUCCAGGCCAUUUUGGCCAAACGUGGCAGCGGGGCACCGCCGGGCGGAGUGUCGGAGAUUAUUUCGCUCCUGCGUGACUCCACCAACACCCAGGCGGAAGGCAUGCUGAGAGUGAUUCGACGAUUUGCGAGCAGCAUCAAAUAG